AUGUCAAGCCGCCAAGCACCACCACCUUCUUGGGAUAGUCCUCCAAAACUAUCUUCCUUGAAGACCAAAUACGCUGUCCUACUUCAUCACUACUAUUCAUCUCACCAAACAAGCUCUCCUACUUCAUCACUGCCCAAGGCCGCCCAAGAGAACCACCAGACCACACUCAAGGUCACAAUGAGACAAGCACCAAAAGACUUUGUCUCAGGCCGUGCCCUUACCCCAUCUCUAACUAAGAUAUCCUAUCAGUCAAGCUAA
Molecule: messenger RNA, 258 nt
Organism: Microthlaspi erraticum
Lineage: Eukaryota; Viridiplantae; Streptophyta; Magnoliopsida; Brassicales; Brassicaceae
Source: the annotation of a GenBank genome assembly